CCAGCUCACUGUCGGUGCUGCAAAACAAACGCCAUCUUUAGCUGACAGGCAAACUACUGAAGCAGAGUUGUGGGGCGAAACUAGGUCAGGCAGACGACUGGAAAACGAAACCACUUCUGAACAUUUCUGCUUUAUAAGCUUUCCGCCGGUGUUUGCUAACCUCCCGACACACCACGCUGUCCUAUGGUCCAAUGUGUUUGAUCCGUCCGCCAGCUCGAACGCAGUUUUCUUGUGUCGGUCCCGGUUGACGUUAAGUGGUCGCCUUUUCUGACAAUCAGCCGACGGAGGUGAAAGCCAGGAUGAAACGAGGUCUGCAGGGGAAUGAACAGGAGGACGGAGGUGGCACCAGCAGCGGGUCUCAGGAGACUCUUAAACGGUCCCGCAAGCAGAGGAGGGAGAAAGAUCCGGAGGAGGAGGGAGUCCGCUGGGGGUGUCUGCCUCAGGAGAUCCUGCUCCACAUCUUCCAGUACCUGCCUCUGCUGGAUAGGGCUUACGCCUCUCAGGUGUGCCGUGGCUGGAACCAGGCGUUUCACAUGCCGGAGCUGUGGCGCUGCUUCGAGUUCGAGUUGAACCAACCAGCCAGCUCCUACCUGAAGGCCACACACCCAGAACUAAUCAAACAGAUCAUCAAAAGGCACUCCAACCACCUGCAGUAUGUGAGCUUCAAGGUGGACAGCAGCAGAGAGUCUGCAGAGGCAGCGUGCGACAUCCUCUCUCAGCUCGUGAACUGCUCUUUGAAAACACUCGGGCUCAUCUCCACGGCCAGACCCAGCUUCAUGGAGCUGCCUAAGUCUCACUUCAUCUCAGCGCUGACGGUGGUUUUUGUCAACUCCAAAUCCCUCUCCUCCCUGAAGAUCGAUGACACACCUGUAGACGAUCCCUCCCUCAAAGUCCUGGUGGCCAACAACAGUGACACCCUCAAACUGCUGAAAAUGAGCAGCUGCCCUCAUGUUUCACCCGCAGGCAUCCUGUGUGUGGCUGAUCAGUGCCACGGCCUGAGAGAACUGGCACUCAACUACCAUUUGCUGAGCGAUGACCUUCUCAUCGCCCUCUCCUCAGAGAAGCAUGUUCACCUCGAGCACCUUCGCAUCGACGUGGUCAGUGAGAAUCCUGGCCAGCAGUUCCACACCAUCAAGAAGAGCAGCUGGGACGCCAUGGUGCGCCAUUCUCCUAAAUUUAAUCUGGUCAUGUACUUCUUCCUCUAUGAGGACGAGUUCAGCCCUUUCUUCCGCGAUGAAAUCCCCGUUACGCAUCUGUACUUUGGCCGCUCCGUCAGCAAAGACGUGCUCGGCCGCGUUGGCCUCAACUGCCCACGUCUGGUUGAGCUGGUGGUGUGCGCCAAUGGGCUGCGGCCGCUGGAUGAGGAGCUGAUCCGCAUCGCCCAGCGCUGCACGCAGCUGUCGGCCAUCGGCUUGGGGGAGUGCGAAGUGUCCUGUAGCGCCUUCGUGGAGUUUGUCAAGAUGUGUGGAGACAGACUGACGCAACUAUCCAUCAUGGAGGAGGUACUGGUUCCAGAUCACCGCUAUGGGCUGGAUGAUAUCCACUGGGAGGUGUCAAAGCAUUUGGGUCGCGUCUGGUUCCCAGACAUGAUGCCUACCUGGUAGAUGUCUGGAGGAAGAUUUAAGUUUUUGUGACUGUGUGUCCCUUGGAGAACAAUAUUUCUUGGAGAUGCCCCUCAUCUUUCUCCUGUUUGUGAGAAAGGCCCUUUCUUUUUCACCCUGAAUACAUGAAGAAAUUGCUUCACCUCGAGCUUUGAGCUUUGAUUAUUUAAUAAUGAUAUUAAUAGUAAUAAUACAUUUUAUUGAUAGAGUGCUUUUCAGGGUACUCAAAAACACUCAACACAAGUUAAAAUGAUCAUAGAGUCAGUCUACAAACAGUCUAAAAAUAUAUAAUACAACAAAAAUCACACAUUAAAAGCAGAGUUUUGAUCAGUGAGAAGUGACAGAUUGGAUAAGUCUCAUAUGUGUUUGGGGAAAAAGUGGCUGUGGAAAAGGGCCCUCGGUCUGAUGCUUGGUCCUGGAGGUGGAUAUAGGAGGUCGGUAUCAGAGGAUUGGAGGCUGUGGGAAGGAGUGUGAAUGUGGAGUAGGUCAAUGAGGUAUGAGGGGCCCUGGUUAUGGACGACUUUGUAAGUGAGGAGAAAGACUUGACUUAUUUUUUUUCCUCUAUUUGUCAUGUUAUCACUUAUAGCAUUUAGCACCUUGUCUUCUGAGCCCUUUCUUAAAGGAAUACUUCACCUGCAAACUUACUCACCGCGUGUCACCUUCAUUUUCGUGACAAAAAACCUUUGUUUUUCUGGCAUGCCUCCACAGUGAACGAAGAAUCCAAAAAAGGCAAACAUUCUUCAUGAAUUGAAGUAAACAGUCAGGGACCAUGGUU
Molecule: messenger RNA, 2376 nt
Organism: Epinephelus lanceolatus (giant grouper)
Lineage: Eukaryota; Metazoa; Chordata; Actinopteri; Perciformes; Serranidae
Product: F-box/LRR-repeat protein 3-like
Cellular component (GO): mitochondrion
Molecular function (GO): protein binding
Source: RefSeq, a predicted model, not a curated record